AUGUCCGCCCCCGCUCCCUCCGCCGCUGUCGUCGUCCCCGUCCCCGUCCCCGUCCCCGCCGUUCGGUCCGAGGACAUCAUUGCCCGCAAGUUCGACAACUGCCUCGCGGACCUCCUCGUCAACGCCGGCAUUGGCUUCGGCGUGGGUGUCGUCGCGUCCGUCCUUAUCUUCCGCCGCCGCGGGUGGCCCGUCGCGCUCUCGACUGGCUUCGGCGCCGGUGUUGCGUACUCUAACUGCAACUACUCGCUCAACCCCUACGUCCUCCCCGGCACCAAGGUCCUCCCCAAGGCUUAG
Molecule: messenger RNA, 294 nt
Organism: Cutaneotrichosporon cavernicola
Lineage: Eukaryota; Fungi; Basidiomycota; Tremellomycetes; Trichosporonales; Trichosporonaceae
Exons: 6
Coding region: 1-294 (97 amino acids)
Cellular component (GO): mitochondrion; mitochondrial inner membrane; MICOS complex
Source: RefSeq, a predicted model, not a curated record